Microdochium trichocladiopsis is the source of this 1305-nucleotide messenger RNA. RefSeq lists its product as uncharacterized. Bases 1 to 1305 code for a protein of 434 amino acids. NCBI's taxonomy places the organism in Eukaryota, Fungi, Ascomycota, Sordariomycetes, Xylariales, Microdochiaceae. The transcript has 5 exons. The record is from RefSeq and is a predicted model, not a curated record. Gene Ontology annotation, molecular function: oxidoreductase activity.
AUGAGGUUCUCCUUGGAUGCCGUGCUGGCCAUUGGCCUUGCCGCUGCUGGUCUUGCUGCUCCUGCCCUUGCCGGUUGGGUGCCCGAGUCUACGUUCCAGUCCGACCUCAUCGCCAGCCACGCCCUGGUCCACCAAACAGCUGCCUUUGCCGAUGGCAGCCUCAAAAAGGCCCUAGCCGCACAGGGCGUGUCGACGAGCUGCAAACCCUGGGAGGUCCGCAUUCGUCGCGAGUACGCAACGCUAAGCAAUGCCGAGAAGCGCGAGUACAUCAGAGCUGGCAAGCCCACCUACGAACAGACACGGAGAGUCAAGUGCCUGAUGGACGCGCCGUCGCGUAUCCCUGAGGGCGUUGCACCGGGUGCCAAGUCGAGAUACGACGACUUUGUUGCCGUCCACAUCAACCAGACCCUCACGAUCCACUUCACCGGCAACUUCCUCUCCUGGCACCGGUACUACAUCCACGCCUUUGAGUCGGCCCUCCGCGACGAGUGCCGCUUCACGGGAAGCCUGCCGUACUGGAACUGGGCGAAAUCGGCCCAAGACCCGCUCAACUCCCCCUACUUUGACGGCAGCCCUCUAUCCCAGGGCGGCAACGGCGAGUGGGCUCCCCACGACUGCAGCCGCCCGGGAAGUAUCACGGCCGCCUGCAUCUCUCCCGUCGUGGAGGGUCGCGGCGGAGGCUGCGUCACGAGCGGUCCCUAUGUGGGAUAUCAGGCGAACCUGUCUACCGUGGAGCUGUGGUUCAACUACCCCAACGAGGUCGGCCCCGGCGGGCCCUGGAUGGGCUACCAGCCACGGUGCAUGAGGAGGGACAUCAUGCCCGAGUACACCCAGAAGUGGGCGCGGGAGACCCGGCUGCUUGAGCUGUUCAACACGACCAACGGCUCGCCCCUGGGCCACAUCGCCGAGUGGCAGCUCGCCCUGCAGGGCGGCACGCAGCAGCAUCCCGUGGGACACUUUACGUAUGGCGGCGACCCGGGCGGUGAUAUCUACACGAGUCCUAAUGAGUUGUCCCAAAAGCUAACAUUGAAUCUUCCGCAAUUAAUUCCCAUGUUCUGGCUCCACCAUUCCAUGCUCGACCGCGUGUGGUGGAUGUGGCAGAACCAGGACCGCGCUGCGACGACCGAGCGGCUGUUCCAGAUUGGUGGCACGCGGACCAAGCGCAACGACCCGCCCUCGGACCCGGCAACGCUCGAGGACGUGCUCGACAUGGGCUACGCCACUCCUCUAAAGGGCGGGGUAACGGUCGGGAUCAAGCACCACGUCAGCACUGUCGCAGGGCCUUAUUGCUAUGUAUAUCUCUAA